UUUAUUUUAAACAUAAAGAAUACUCUUCCAAAUAGUUUUCUAUUAAUAUCAUCAAUCACGCUCUCUAUCGACAAAAUUUUGCUAUUACCUCAAAUGAAUCUAAAUAUUACAAUAGUACUGGAAAACAACAAACAUGUAUAAUAGAAUUGGAUAUAAUAAAAUAUAAAUUACGAUUUUAUAUAUUUUUAUUAUUGUUUGAGUAACUUUUUAUAUUAAUUUGAUAUCAAAUGACUAUUCAAAGAAUCAAAAUACACAAUUAUAUAUCACGUUAAAAUACACGUGAUUUUCUUUCAUUGAUGGUAUAAAUUUUGAAAAAGAAAUUACAUGAUGUUAAACUUAUAUUUUUUACGACGUAUGCAAGUGCGAAAUUUUUCAGUAAAAAUAGAUGUAAAACUUGAUGAUGAUAUAAAUACUUUACUUGAAAAUGAUUUAUUAAAGCAUCGACAUCAUCCUGGAAUAGUAAAACCACGAUUUAUAGAAGUACCCGAUUGGAUUAAGAAUUCAAUUGAGAUAGUUUUAGAAGAUUCAAAAAUAUCAAAAUCACAUUUAUCCAAUGGUGGACAAAAAUUGAUGCAACAUUUACUUGGUAGAAAUAUAUCAAAUGUAGAACCAAAUUUACAGAAUGAAGAAAAAAAAUUACGAGCUUCUAUGCAUCCUUCAAAUUUGUAUGAAAUGGAUAAAAAUAUUAAUGAAUUUAAUAUAAACAUUAAUCCAAAAUUAUAUAAUGAAAAACGACAAUUGCAUAAUACAACCAAUAUCACUAUUGAUUAUAACAGACAAACUGGUUUGUUGUAUAUAGUUGGUAGAAGCCAAUAUGAAUAUUCUGUUGUAUAUAAAGUCUUAAAUCAAAUUAAAAGUAAAAAUAUAAAUUUUAAACCUCAAACUUUAUUUGAUUUUGGAUCUGGAAUUGGAACAGUUAUGUGGGCAGCAUCAAAACUUUGGUCUGAUUCUUUAAAAGAAUAUUUUGGUGUAGAUUCUUCAGUUGAAAUGAAUGAUUUGUCAGAAGAAUUAAACAAGUAUAAUACUCAUCCAAUUAAAAACAUUUUCUAUAGACAGUUUCUUCCUGCAGUUCCUGUGCCAACUUAUGAUAUUGUUGUUAGUUCAUUUUCUUUAUUGGAAUUACCUGAUAUGAAGACACGUUUUAAUGUUAUACAAAAACUUUGGGCUAAAGCGCAAAAGUAUCUUGUUAUUAUUGAAGAUGGAACAAAUGCAGGAUUUACAGCAGUGAAUGAAGCACGUGAUAUUGUACUCUAUAAUAUUUUCGAAUCAAAUGAUAAUAAUAAUAAUUGUGCCCAUGUUGUUGCACCUUGUCCUCAUGAUCUGAAGUGCCCAAGAUAUUACACGGAUGAGAUUCCUUGUAAUUUUCAGAUUUCUUAUUAUACAUUACCAUUGUUAGGUCCUUCUCUUUUAAAAAAACAACGUUUCUCUUAUGUCAUAUUGAAAAAAGAUAUACGAUCAAAUAGUGAUAAGCAAUGGCCACGUGUUGUACAGCCAACAUUAAAACGAUCCAGGCAUGUAAUAUGUCGUACAUGUACAGCUAAUGGGAAAUUAGAAGAAAUUAUAUUCACCUCUUACAAAUAUGGAAAGAAUGCAUAUCGUUGUGCAAGAGUUAGCAAAUGGGGAGAUUUGUUACCUAUAGAAAUUAGUAAAGUUAAGUAAUUAAACAAGGAUUAAUAGGUUUUAUUUGUUUGUAAUUAUGUAAAAUUUGUAAUUAAAAUAAAAUAAUUAAUGAAUAAUAAAAUUUAUAGUAAAAAUCUUUUCAAUUUCAUAUUUAUUUUUUAAUAGUUUAAUAGAUUCAGUUUUAAUGAAUUGGCAAGAAGUUGGAAUUAUGGGAUUAAUGUACAUAAUAAUGUCUCAUGUAUAAAAUUUUCAUCAAUAAAUUUGAUGAUAUGUAA
Messenger RNA from Vespula pensylvanica (western yellowjacket), 1895 nucleotides. Its product is annotated as methyltransferase-like protein 17, mitochondrial. Lineage: Eukaryota; Metazoa; Arthropoda; Insecta; Hymenoptera; Vespidae. The transcript has 10 exons. Gene Ontology annotation, cellular component: mitochondrial small ribosomal subunit. Gene Ontology annotation, molecular function: methyltransferase activity; structural constituent of ribosome. Gene Ontology annotation, biological process: translation. The record is from RefSeq and is a predicted model, not a curated record. The coding region runs from base 325 to 1659 and encodes 444 amino acids.